AAUCUUACUUCAACGAAGUCCGACCAGACAAGCAAAAGAAAAAAGCAAGAAAGAAAAAUAAACAAGUACCAAGCGGGGGUUGACAGGUCUGCUCUCGACUGGAUUUCUGAAAAAAACAUUGAAUCUUAUCGAACAGUAAGAUAUAUAUUUUUUAAAUAUCCUCUUGAACACAUCUGUCAGCCCCCGCUUGAUGGGGGUUGUGGAUCAAUUCUGGAUCCGCAGCCCCAAGCAAUGCCGACACACAGGCAGCAGCCCCUCCCAGCUCUUAUGCCAGCUGUGAGUUUCUCAGUUUAUGAGCCGGACAGAAGCGGACAACAAGUUCCAGAAAUGCUUGAGAGGGAAGAGAUGUUUUCAACCGAUUCCACCAAGAUACAGCUCUUCACACCCCAAAGGGAAGAAGACCAGCAGCAGGAGGAUCAUCUCUAUGGGCUGGAGAACAACAUUUUUCAAAACUAUUAUUUUGAUGAAGAUUUUCAGUUACCUAACUUCAAUAUAAAUAUGUUUCAUUUGCAUUCUUUCAGAAACCUAAAUUUAUACCUUAUUGCAAAAAAUCCGGUAAACGAUUUUUUGUGGACUGUUAAAAAUGACAGUAAUUUACCUUCAAUGAUAUCAAGAACAGCCAAUUUACAAGAUUUACAGGCUGCAGUUGUUUUACCAAAUUACAGCCCCUCUGAUUUCAGUACUGUAGGUAUAAGACAGACUUCCCUUACAGAGAAAAUUAUGCUGUUAAAAGACGCUUUCAUUAAGCUAACAACUUGUCGUGAUAAAAAGCAACUUUUUAAGCGAAUAAUGACAUUAUUUUCAGAAGCAAAAAAUGAUUUAGGUCUUAAUGCAGUGCCUGCAGGUAGACACCUGGAGCUUUGGCUAAAAUCUUACCAGACGAAACAUAAAAGGGGCAAACAAUAUGCAUUUGCUGUUUGUAAAAUGAAAAAUGGUAAAUAUAAGCAUUUUCAGGGCGUUUGUCCAUGUUUUCGAAACAAGAAGAGGAAAAGUUCUGCUUCUCCUUCCACUGAAGUUACAUCACACAGUGAGGAAAGCUUAAUUCGACAAAUUGACAAAUUUCUACUGAACAACGGAACAAAUGUGCGGCAUAUUUUAAUUUAUACUCUCAACAGUCCUUGUUUGAAGAGAGAAAAACAUAUUGAGCCAUGUAUGUUUAAACUUUUAGAGAUGGCUGAUCAGUGGCUCAGUAAAUAUGGAUUUUUUACUGAUGUGGCGUUCACAAAGUUUUGGGGACUAACGGGUCCAAAUUAUUUUGCAGAUCUCAAGUUCUCUGACAUCUCAAGUCCCAGCAGCUGCUUUUAUCCAUAUGUUCAAACAUGCAAGAAAACCCCUUUCAAACUGGACAGUACAUUUUUCAGAAAAGAUGUUAUAAAAUGUGGUAUCUACCGGACACUCUAUGAUAUUAAAGACACAAAACAAAGAAGCAAACCAAAAGGUGAUAUUCAAUCGUGUCUCCACAAACUUGUGAAACUGGCAGAAAAUUCAGUUAAUCUGAGAAAAGACCAACAUGUGGCCCGUGGAGUGAAAAUGAUUUCUUCUCUCACAUUUCACCCACUGAUCCACAAUAAAAUUAUUGACAUUUUGACAAAGAACUGGAAUGAAAUGGUUAUCUAUAGUUCAAUGUCACCUAUUAGAGAACAAAUAAACACAGAUUUUAACACUGCUGUAGUUCAUCUGUUUCUAAAAUACCUUAAGUCAACUUUGGGGAACAGCAGCCCUUUACAGCUUUAUCAGGUCCCCAGAACAGAGUGAGAAUAUUUUGGACUGAUUAAAUACUUCAUUUCAAUCACAAUAUUAUAUAUAUUAUUACAAAAUGUAUAUAAUGUUUUGAAUAUAUUUCUUAAUAUGUAAAAGUAAGACCUUCACUUUCUGUAAUUACACAGAAGUUUGUGGUCUUAAUAGUAAAAAAAAUACUAAAAUUAGUAAUUUAUUACUAAUAUUAGUUUACUUUUAUUAAGUCAUUUUGAAUUAAUAAAUUUUUAAAGGUUGGAAACCUUAACUUUGGGUGUCAUUUGUAAUUAGAGCUCUAAUUACUGUUGUAACUCAAGUACAGAUUUUGUCUGGAUCUUUGUUGACUGUUUCGUCCUGAGCUCAUGGCAAUAAAAACCUUAAAUUGA
Micropterus dolomieu (smallmouth bass) is the source of this 2120-nucleotide messenger RNA. RefSeq lists its product as uncharacterized. The transcript has 5 exons. Lineage: Eukaryota; Metazoa; Chordata; Actinopteri; Centrarchiformes; Centrarchidae. Bases 232 to 1755 code for a protein of 507 amino acids. The record is from RefSeq and is a predicted model, not a curated record.